Molecule: messenger RNA, 951 nt
Organism: Bipolaris sorokiniana ND90Pr
Lineage: Eukaryota; Fungi; Ascomycota; Dothideomycetes; Pleosporales; Pleosporaceae
Exons: 1
Coding region: 1-951 (316 amino acids)
Source: RefSeq, a predicted model, not a curated record
AUGGCAUAUCCCGGUACCGCACACAAGUACUCCAAACGCCGAGUCGCAUUCGAGCACUCAUACCUUAAUCCUUUUGCUGAUGCGCCAAAUACCAUUCUCUGGGUAGGCGGUCUGGGCGAUGGCCUUCUUACAGUCCCUUAUCCGUCUGAAAUCGCAAAAUCGCUUCCGGAUAAUUGGGUCAUAGUAGAGGUUCUGCUCGGCUCAUCCUACCGCGGCUGGGGCACUAGCUCUCUCUCGCGCGAUGCCCGCGAGCUGGCGGAAUGUGUCUCGUAUUUCAAGCAGUUGCGCCCAGGCAAGAAGAUUGUCGUCAUGGGCCAUUCUACGGGGUGUCAAGAUAUAAUGGAGUAUCUUGUUGGCAAGGGAAAAGAGAAGCGCGAGGCACUCGAUGGUGUUAUUCUCCAGGGUGGAGUCAGUGACCGUGAGGCAUGGGAAGAUUUCGCAAAGGAAGGAGAGAAAAAGGAGGCGUUGGAGCAAGCUAUUAAGCAUACUAAAGAAUUGAUUGAUGCAGGCAAGGGAAAGGAGAUUUUGUCAACAGAGGACAAUGUUGUACUGAAGGAGAUGGGAGGGCCCCUCAACGCAUACCGCGCGCAUUCGCUGCUUGCAAAGGGCGGCGACGAUGAUUACUUCUCAAGCGACCUUUCAGACGAGCAAUUCACCAAGACUUUUGGCAGGAUUCCCAGGACCACACCAGUAUGCUUCUUACUCGGCUCCGAGGACCCAUAUAUCCCUGAUUCGGUCGAUAGAGAGGCACUCCUAGAGCGAUGGACGAAAAUAAUGCGGGGAAGAGGUCGCAUUGUCGACGACGUGGAUGGCGGUGUUAUUCCUGGUGCUCAUCAUAAUCUCGAAGAUGAUCCCGAACAUGUUGUUGAAGACUUGGUGCAGAGAGUUUGUGGCUUUGUUACUGGACUCGAAGAAAGUCGAGCGUGGAAAAAUGUUGGAUCGCAUUUAUAA